Molecule: messenger RNA, 6966 nt
Organism: Oldenlandia corymbosa var. corymbosa
Lineage: Eukaryota; Viridiplantae; Streptophyta; Magnoliopsida; Gentianales; Rubiaceae
Source: the annotation of a GenBank genome assembly
UAGAAUUAAAGCUUAUCUCUAUUUCUCAAUUUCAUAAACUUUCAAAGUUCAACAAUAAAAGACUCGAACCAUAAAAUUUACCAAUACAGCAAAUCAAAAACCAAAGCUUCAUCUCAGUUUGUGAUGAAGGUGAUGUGGUUUGAAAGAGAGACGAAGACAACCAAUUCAAUAUCUGUUAAUAUCUAGAUUAUGGUUUAAUAGAGAGAUGAAGACGACCAAUCCAUUUUAACUGGGUACACUGACUUACACAAACAUAAUAAUCCAGUUUAUUAGUAUAACCUCAUACUACAAUAUAUUGAGCUCAUUCUUAGUAUAAUUAAGAAAUUGAUCAGGACGUUUCAGAUAUCACUGUCAAAGUUGAAUUCACCGCCUGCCCUGAAUUAUUUGGCGGAAGAAUUAGACUUUUGGCACUUCCUUCAAGCAUUUGAAGCACAGCUGUGAUCGACGGGCGAUUCGCCGGGUUCCACUGGAUGCACCAAAGUCCUACAGUUGCCAAUUUCUUUGCAAUCUGGUCCUCUCCAUCUUCCUCCUCCUCAUCAUCAACUUGGAUCCUGUGUUCUGCUUCUCCUUUAACCAGACGACCGUAAAUCCAUUCAGGGAAGUACACCUGGCUAAGGUUCUGAACAUUGGAGUCGAUGUUCUUUCGCCUACCCACCAUUUCAAGCAACAACAUCCCAAAACUGUAAAUGUCAGACUUGUAUGAAACAUUCCCAAACUGCCUGGAGAAGACUUCAGGCGCAAUGUAGCCCAUUGUUCCUCUUGCGGCCGUCAUGGAGACUGCACUUCUUCCCCUUUCACACAGCUUAGCUAGCCCGAAAUCAGAUAUCUUCGGGUUGUAAUUCUCGUCCAAUAGAAUGUUAUGAGGUUUGAUAUCGAAAUGGAGAAUUCUUUGUUCACAUCCUUGAUGAAGAUACUCGAUUCCUCGAGCUAUGCCAAUAGCAACGUCUUGCAACCUCUCCAUUCCUAGUGUGUGAUACUCUUGUCCCUCUGGGAAUAUGAACUUGUCCAAGGAACCAUUAGGCAGGAACUCGUAGACUAGAACUUUCUUGUAUCCAUCUGCACAGAAGCCUAACAGGCGAACUACAUUUACGUGAUGGAUUCUUCCCAUUGUUCCAACUUCGUUGAUGAAUUCUUCCCCAUUUUCUGUGGAACUGUGCAACAGUUUGACAGCCACAAAUAUUUUGUUUGAAACAGUUCCUUUGUAGACAUCUCCAUAACCUCCUUCACCUAUUUUAUCCUUGAAGUCAUUUGUGAUUUUCUUAAUAUCAGCGUAUGAGUAUCGCAUAGGUUUCAUGGCCGCAUAAUCUUCCAAGAAUUUCUUUAACCUAAUCUGUUCUUCUCUGUAUAGUUUCUUUGUUGAAUAAGCAAGGUAUAAUGCACUAGUAGCUAGGAUGAUAAAGAAACAUCCAAUAAUAGGACCUGUUGCAAAAGGCUCAAUUAGUUUGUCCAUCAAUCCUCAGCUGGUUUGAGAUAAAGAAAAAAAGAAAAACCACAAAACUUACCAGAAAUAAAUAAACGUUUCUUCAGUAUCCCUGUAACGAGAGUUUGCAAGUCAGAGAACCUUUUAAAGAAUGAAAAUGAAAGCAGCAACCUGGCCAUUAAGUUAAUAUUGAGGACUCUGGUUAUUUACUUGAAACCAUGAGCAAUUUGGGAACGGAUGGAAGCUUCAAUUUGUCUGUGUAUCACUAAUCAAUCCAUUUCUGUUCCGCUUUGUUUCUUAAUGAAUCAUUCACUUUCACAAUAAACAAACCUUGACUAAUAAUUUUACGAAGUAACUUAAAUAAAUUAAAUAGUUAAAAACAUACCAGACUGGUGUUUGUUUCCUCUUAAGCACCCAAUUUCAUUUCUACUUCCGCCUUUCCAUCUGCAAAUUCCACCAUGUAACUCACACUUCCGACACAGCGGCAAAGACCAAAACAGUUCCAAGAAAUCUGUUUGAAAUAGUGUCCCCGUAACCAAUUUCACGUCAUACAUCUUUGUACAAGAUUCCAUAACUUCUGCUACAUAUGGAAUUCCCAUAUCUUGAUAUGUUGCAUGAACGUUGUACCCAUUGUUCUCUAGACAAUCGACCUUAGACCAAAAAUAACCAUUGUCUGCUCUUGCUGAGGAGCAAUUGAAUAAUGAGUAGUUAUUACCGUUCAAGAAGCCGGGAAGUUCAUAUUGAUAGGACUCUGGCGAGUCAUACCAAAAGGGGGUGGCGGAUAUGUCCAGAUCUCUUAGGUGCUUUGCAAAGCAGGUUUCGACAGACAGUACUUCCAUCAUUUGAGACAGAUAGGAGAUGUUGGUUACCUGAACUUUUAUGGAUGAGGAAGGCAGCUCAAGUAUAGUGCGGUUGAGUUGGUCACAGUGGAGAUUGAAGCUUGAAUCAUGACCACAGUAUUCAGGCUGCUUUCCCUGGAGCACAAACGGGAACCUCACGGCCGGGCCAUCAGGGCUACACUUCUGUUCAGCACACAGAUCAUCAUCAGAUGUGCUUAUUGCAGUACUAGGCUGGUUUCCGGCAAGGAUCAGCCAAGCAAAGAAAAUGAUAUUCAAAGCCAUUAUCAAUCUUCUGAUCUUCCUCAUGUUUUUGCAUGUCAGACUAUGUUUUGACAGAUAAGAAUGAUUGGAGUUUAAAUAUGGUCAGCUUUUCCAGAAGACAAAUACAAAAUGAUUAAGUAAACUAGACUUCCUCUCUUUAAGGCCCCACAGGUACGUUUACUUUGAAACUUCCAAAGCAGCUUUUUGUUGAAAAAUGAAUAAAGAAACAUGUUUAAUUUUCCCCUCUUUUAUGGAGCCUUUCAAUACAAAUGCAAGAAUUAUACCACUGCAUCUAUUUUUUAGUGUACCCUCUUUUUUUUUUUUGACUCUCCCCACUUCAGCUCAAUUACCUUUAGCUGAUCAUGUUUCCACUGCAUCUCUUGGCGUUCUUUUCUUCCAUUCUAUUAGUUUACGUCUUGGUUUCCUGGUUCGUCAACUUCAAUCUGAAAGGUACCAGUUGCUAUUCUGAUCCCACGAUGGAAAAAUACUCCUGUAAGGGUAGCCAACACAACUGUGGGGAUUCAACACAAGACUUGCAGUUCCCCUUUAUAUUUGACGGUGAUGAUCGUUCAAGUGUCUGCACAAGACCUCAUUUAAAUUUUUCUUGUCUGCAUAAUCGCACGGUGUUAUAUCGGUCUUCAAAAGAGUACUUCUAUGUAGAUGUAGACAGCUUCAAUCGUAAAAAUCAAACGGUUCGAGUGAUUGAUCCUGGAUUACAAAAGGGUAAUUGCUCAGCUACUCCAUUGUAUCCUAUAAGUUAUCGUUUUCAGUCUUCUGAUUUUAUGGGGCCGAAUGACAUAAAUUACCUCUAUAUAUCUCUGGGUUUGUAUCUAAGCAAUAAGACGAGCAUACUGGUGUUUGUGAGCUGUAAAAAUCCAGUGAACAGUUCCAUGUUUCAUCGUUUAGUAGACACUGCAUCCUGUAGUGCCAGUGCAGGGCAUUUUGCAACCAAGAGGAGUGACAGUCAACAGAUGUCUACUCAUGAUUACGUGGCGGUUGGUCGAAAUCUUCUUGCAUCAGAUAUUCCAGAAUCAUGCACCGUUAAUAAAAUUGCGGCUGCACUGAUUGAUGAUGAAUCUCUACUGGGAAGAACAGGAGAUGAUGUUCAAUUCCAACACAUACACAAUCUGUUGUCUGAUGGCUUUCUACUUCAGUGGACAUGGUUUUCUACUGGCAGUCAGUUGAAGAAACCAUUAUGGUGCCACCUAAUAUCAAUACUUGCUGGAAUACAUGACAUCGUUACUUCAAUUCAGCAGACAUCCUCACAUAUUGGGGGGCUUGGUGCCAAAGGACUCCUGACUUUAGUUUUGGUAUGCACAGCACGAAAUGCUGUUGGAAUUCUUCUGUUGAUGGCAUUUCUCAUUUACAAGUGGCGUCGAAGGCAUUUAUCGAUGUACGAUUCAGUAGAAGAGUUCUUAAGAACAAACAAUGGCCUUAUGCCAAUCAGGUAUUCCUACAGAGAAAUUAAGUCCAUGACUCACAACUUCAAGGAGAAAUUAGGCGAAGGUGGUUAUGGUUUGGUUUACAAAGGGAAAUUGCGAGGUGGAGGCUUUGUUGCAGUCAAGAUGUUGAACAAAUCCAAAGCUAAUGGACAAGAAUUCAUCAACGAAGUUGCAACUAUUGGCAGAAUUCACCAUGUUAAUGUGGUGCGACUAGUUGGAUUCUGCGUAACUUCCUCAACGCGUGCCCUAGUGUACGACUACAUGCCCAAUGGCUCCCUAGACAAGUUCCUUUUCUCGUCAUCAGCUACUGAUGCCAAUGCUGCUAACUCACUUGUGAUCAGCUGGACAAAAGCAUAUGAGAUUGCGAUGGGUGUGGCGCGAGGGAUCGAGUACUUGCAUCAAGGCUGUAAAAUGCAAAUUCUGCAUUUUGAUAUCAAACCGCAUAACAUCCUUCUUGAUGAGAACUUUGUUCCAAAAGUUUCUGACUUUGGUCUUGCUAAAUUGUACCCCUCACAAGAUGGUUUUAUUGCAACUCUCACUGCCAUAAGAGGAACAAUAGGCUACAUAGCACCUGAACUGAUCUACAAAAACAUUGGAAGAGUAUCUUACAAGGCAGAUGUGUAUAGCUUUGGAAUGUUACUCAUGGAUAUGGCUGGAAGGUGGAAGAACUUCACUGUUAAUCCUGAUGCAGACCGUUCAAGUCAGAUGUACUUCACCUCGUGGAUACAUGACAGAUUUGAUCAGAACAAGGGGUAUGAAGCUAUUCUUGGGGAUGAUUUUGAAGGUGUAAGUGAAGAAGAAAAAGGAAUUGCCAAAAAACUGGUUUUGAUAGGACUGUGGUGCAUACAAAUGACACCAACUGAAAGGCCUUCAAUGAGAGAAGUAAUAGAGAUGCUUGAAGGCCAUCUUGAAGAACUAAAAUUGCCUCCGAAGCCAUUGCUGUACCCUCCUGAAUCACAGGGAGAACUCCAAAGCAGUCCCAGUUCUUCGGAAGCAUCCACAGAGCCGCUGUGUAGAUCCGCAACUUUUGAUAUUGAAUAGAAUAUAUCGACAUUCUUAAAAUUAUCGGUUUGUUGUAAUAUAAAGUAUCUAGUAAUCUCUUUCAGAAUAUACUGCAACAGAUUUGUUUGGGUAUCCUGUGAUGGAAACCUAGUUUAACAGGAUAUCAGUGAAAGAUGAUCAACUGAUCACUUGUCCACUUUUCAGUUUAUAUCUUUAAAGGGAUCUAUAUGCCUUCGCUGCUGCAAGGAUUUAAUCAUGUGGAUUGCACAGGUUGUUAUAACAUUUAAGUAAAAUUGUGCCAAGCUUUUUCUCAGCUAGGACUGUAGCUGGUUAGUAAAUGUUGUUAGAUAGAAGUAACUUCAUCUGGUCACCCAACAUUUGAAAAGUGGAACUGGUAAAAUCUGAGGCAAAGAGUAAGUUCUACAGGAUGCUAUUGAUGCAGCAUUGUCACGGUAUAAGAUGCCAUUGUUCAUUUUUGAAUGAUGGAAUUUUUUAUUUUUUUUAUUUUGUUAUAUGAUAACUAGCUGUCAAUUAUCGUUUGAUCUGAAGGAUUAACACUUGAUUGUAAUUUAUAGAGGAAUGGUUUCGAUUAUUUUUUGCUGUUGUGUUCCGACCUGCAUGUUGGUGACAUUGUACAAUCACUAGUAGUGACGAUGAAGAGGUUAAGAUGUUUCUACAGGCUUUAUAUAAAAUGAAGGAGAUACAUUUAGAUGUUUGAGGCAACUUUGUUAUGGCUGCUCCGCUAACUGCUAGAGAAUGGUUUUAACUCCUCAUAGAGGUAUUAUCACAAACAGUUAGGAGACAUUAGCGGAUACACUGUUAAUUUAGCUAGUCAGUUAUAUAUAUAUACAUAGCUAGUUGAUCAUCCACUAUAAUUGUACAGAUUGUAUUCUGGUUUGUGUAAAUCACGUUGAUCAGAUACAACUAUAUUAUUCACUGUUUUGAGCCAAAUAUGAUUUUUGGGAUAAAACUUGCAGAAUUCUUUCUUUAGUUUCAUGACAUAAAACAAGAUUGAAUCCAAACCAAUAUGAUCAUGAUGGAAGUACCUGCCCAGAAGGAUGCCGAGUAACCUCCUUUGCUGCAUUUUCUGCCUCACGGACUGCCAUCCGAAGCUCCGCCGGGGAGAGAGUAUCCUGUUCCGAUGGGGGCAUUUUUUAUGUGAAGGAAUACAAUUCAGUAUAUAUAGUGGUGAGAAGUUGAAUACUUGCAUGUUUCUUCAUUUGGGCCUGCACCACAUUAAGGCAACUGCUGAAAUUUUUGUACCAAAACUUUCCGGGUUCUGUGAGAAUGAGAAAAAAGGAAAAAAAAAAAAAAAAAAAACAAUGUUUGAUUGGUGUUAGUUUUGGGAGAGGGUUGCUGCAUUACUGCAGCUGGAGCUUGGAUCAUUUGACCUUUGGGGUGAAGCACUGGACUUUGUACAUCAACAGCGUAAUAAGAAACUGAAUUCACUAUGAUUUUAUAUACAUUCUAGUUAAAGAACAGAAAGGAAUCAUCAAUCACUGGGUUGACUUCUGAAACUAAUGAAUCCAGAUUACAACAAAAGCACUUAACUAGCAUGAAUGUGUUUCAAUUUCUAAAGUAACAGAUCUGCAUAGCGGCUCCGUGGAUGCUUCGGAAGAACUAGGGCUGGUUUGGAGUUCUUCUGCUGAUUCUGGAUAAUACAGUGCUGGCUUAGGAGGCAAUGUUAGUCCUUCAAGGUCCCCCCCUUCAAGCAUAUCUACCACUUCCCUCAUUGAAGGCCUUUCAGCGGGUGCCAUUUGUAUGCACCACAAUCCGAUCAUAACCAACUUUUUAGCAAUCUCCUUUUCUUCUUCACUUACACGGUCAAUGUCAUCUCCAAGAAUAGCUUCAUACCCCUCAUUUCGAUCGAGCCUGUCGUGUAUCCAGGAGGUGAAGUACAUUUGACUUGAGCUGUCCGCAUCAGGAUUAACGGUGAAGUUCCUCCACCUUCCAGCCAUAUCCAUGAGUAACAUUCCAAAACUGUACACAUCGGCCUUGGCAG